Theobroma cacao (cacao) is the source of this 1689-nucleotide messenger RNA. Its product is annotated as alpha/beta-Hydrolases superfamily protein. The record is from RefSeq and is a predicted model, not a curated record. Lineage: Eukaryota; Viridiplantae; Streptophyta; Magnoliopsida; Malvales; Malvaceae. Gene Ontology annotation, biological process: lipid metabolic process.
UACAAAUUUCUUUUUCUUUUCUCAGCUCCAACCAACUCUCACACCUUUCAUCUGAUGUUUUCUCGCGCUUUCUCUCUCCCUAAUUUUUUUUCUCGAGAAUCUUCAAUCAUCUUCAAAACAUUUUUUCGUUUGCUUUCGAUUCGAAAUCCAAAUGCAUGUUUUUCUUGUUUUUGUUAGGUGACGUUGAACGGCAGUGGGAGAAUAUAAUUAAAACUUGGAAGUAAUUAACUAAUUAAGGAUGGAAAGCGCCGACGUAACCAACGGAGUUUGCUCGUCGGAGUCGGUGAAUGGGAGUCGCGAUGUUUGGAGUUGUAAAGAUUCUGAUUCUUUAUCAGCUGAUCAUCUUGUUAUCAUGCUCCACGGAAUUCUCGGCAGUUCUUCAGAUUGGAAGUUCGGAGCUGAGCAAUUUGUUAAAAGGCUGCCCGAUAAAGUAUUUGUCCAUUGCAGCGAACGGAAUAUGUCUAAGCUGACUUUAGAUGGUGUGGAUGUAAUGGGUGAACGACUGACAAAGGAGGUCCUUGAUGUUAUUCAAGAAAAGCCAAAUUUACGCAAGAUUUCCUUUGUUGCCCAUUCUGUUGGAGGACUGGUUGCUAGAUAUGCAAUUGGGAGACUCUAUAGACCACCUAAAGAAGAAGAUAAAGAGGAUAUGUCUGGUAAUGGGUGCAAAGAGGAACCAAGGGGUACAAUUGGUGGCUUGGAGGCUAUGAACUUCAUCACUGUUGCAACUCCUCAUCUUGGUUCAAGGGGCAAUAAGCAGGUACCAUUUCUUUUUGGUGUAACUGCUUUUGAGAAAGCUGCAAGUUGUGUUAUUCAUUGGAUAUUUAGGAGAACAGGCCGGCAUCUUUUUCUUACUGAUGAUGAUGAAGGAAAGCCUCCACUGCUUAAGUGGAUGCUGGAAGAUCAUGAUGAGUUUUAUUUCAUGUCUGCAUUGCGUAUAUUCAAACGUCGGGUGCUGUAUUCCAAUGUGGGCUAUGACCACAUUGUGGGCUGGAGAACAUCAUCAAUAAGACGGGAUAGUGAACUGCCAAAGUGGGAGGAGUCUCUAAAUGAAACAUAUCCACAUAUUGUGUAUGAAGAACACUGCAAGGCCUGUGAUGCUGAUCGGUAUGAAAAUAUUUCAACAGAGGAUGACGGCUCAUCUGACAAGCUAGAAGGGGAACUGGUGAGGGGCCUAUCCCGAGUAUCAUGGGAAAAAGUAGAUGUCAGUUUUCACAGCAGUAGACAGAGAUUUGCUGCUCAUAGUGUCAUACAGGUUAAAGAUGAAGUUUUGCAUAUAGAAGGAGCAGAUGUCAUCCAACAUAUGAUCGACCAUUUUCUCACUUGAAAACCUGUGGUCUUAGAAAUACAAACUAUAUGCAACUGGGAUACGACAUUCUCUUAGGUGAGUGAAGAUUAUGUUGCUAGUGAGAUCAGAUCCCCUAUUCCUGGGCUGUUAAGUGAGUGCUUGAAAUCCCAUUGGUUGCAGUUGAAUGGAUCACCACUUUCGUUGGUUCUCAGCAAGCAUGGCUAUGACAACUGUGAUUAUAAUUCCAGCAGUCAUGAAGAAAUUUUGUGCAUUCAUUAAUCAUUAUAUGUUGUAUACAUGUGCACGUUCAGCGAUAUAUUCCAACAGUAUAUGCUUGCGUUUACUUCUUUUUUGUGUUAUGUGCUGUAAAGAAAUUAUUUUUGCAAUUUACAUUUCACAUGGAA